AUGUGGCAGAGCAUGAGUAGCUGCCCCGCACCCUCCCUCAAAUGCAAGGGGAUCGGGGAUUGGGGGGAGGCGCGGGAAGGGGGGGCGAAACGACGUGGGCAGUACAAGGGGGGGAUGAAUAAGCGGGCUAGAAUGAGGGGGCUGUCCCUCUCACAAUACUCACAGCUCCCUCUCACAGCACUCACAGCUGUCCCUCUCACAUCACUCACAGCUGUCCCUCUCACAUCACUCACAGCUGUCCCUCUCACAUCACUCACAGCUGUCCCUCUCACAUCACUCACAGCUGCCCCUCUCACAUCACUCACAGCUUCCCCUCUCAUAUCACUCACAGCUGCCCCUCUCACAUCACUCACAGCUUCCCCUCUCACAUCACUCACAGUUGCCUCUCUCACAUCACUCACAGCGUCCCCUCUCACAUCACUCACAGCUGCCCCUCUCACAUCACUCACAGCUGCCCCUCAAACAUCAAUCACAGCUGUCCCUCUCACAUCACUCAUAGCUGCCCCUCUCACAUCACUCACAACUGUCCCUCUCGCAUCACUCACAGCUGCCCCUCUCACAUCACUCACAGCUUCCCCUCUCACAUCACUCAUAGCUGCCCCCCUCACAUCACUCACAGCUGCCCCUCUGACAUCACUCACAGCUGCCCAUCUCACAACACUCACAGCUGCCCCUCUCACAUCACGCACAGCUGUCCCUCUCACAUCACUCACAACUGCCCCUCUCACAUCACUCCCAGCUGCCCUUCUCACAUCACUCCCAGCUUCCCCUCUCACAUCACUCACAGCUGUCCCUCUCACAUCACUCACAGCUGUCCCUCUCACACCAAUCAUAGCUGUCCCUCUCACAUCAAUCACAGCUGCCCCUCUCACAUCACUCAUAGCUGUCCCUCUCACAUCACGCACAACUGUCGACCUCACAUCACUCACAACUGUCCCUCUCACAUCACUCACAGCUGUCCCUCUCACAUCCCUCACAGCUGCCCCUCUCACAUCACUCACAGCUUCCCCUCUCAUAUCACUCACAGCUGUCCCUCUCACAUCACUCACAGCUUCCCCUCUCACAUCACUCAUAGCUGCCUCUCUCACAUCACUCACAGCGGCCCCUCUCACAUCACUCACAGCUGCCCCUCAAACAUCAAUCACAGCUGUCCCUCUCACAUCACUUACAGCUGCCCCUCUCACAUCACUCACAGCUGUCCCUCUCGCAUCACUCAUAGCUGCCCCUCUCACAUCACUGACAGCUUCCCCUCUCACAUCUCCCAACUGCCCCCCUCACAUCACUCACAGCUGCCCCUCUGACAUCACUCACAGCUGCCCAUCUCACAACACUCACAGCUGUCCCUCUCACGUCACGCACAGCUGUCCCUCUCACAUCACUCACAGCUGCCCCUCUCACAUCACUCCCAGCUGCCCCUCUCACAUCACUCCCAGCUUCCCCUCUCACAUCACUCACAGCUGUCCCUCUCACAUCACUCACAGCUGCCCCUCUCACAUCACUUACAGCUGCCCCUCUCACGUCACUCACAGCUGUCCCUCUCACAUCACUCACAUCUAUCCCUCUCACAUCACUCACAGCUGCCCCUCUCACAUCACUCACAGCUGUCCCUCUCACAUCACUCACAGCUGCCCCUCUCACAUCAUUCACAGCUGCCCCUCUCACAUAACUCACAGCUGCACUCUUUGGCGGUAUCACCUCCAGCAGCAGCACACGAUAGGUGUGGUGAGGAAAAUAGUGUAA
This is a messenger RNA of Closterium sp. Naga37s-1, 1740 nucleotides long. The record is from the annotation of a GenBank genome assembly. Lineage: Eukaryota; Viridiplantae; Streptophyta; Zygnematophyceae; Desmidiales; Closteriaceae.